Molecule: messenger RNA, 2334 nt
Organism: Rubroshorea leprosula
Lineage: Eukaryota; Viridiplantae; Streptophyta; Magnoliopsida; Malvales; Dipterocarpaceae
Source: the annotation of a GenBank genome assembly
GCGUCCGGAGUCCGCAGUGAAAAAUCGCAAAGCCUCGUAGCACUCACCGUUUCCUUCUCUUUCUCCCCGUUUCAAAUCCCGGUUCUUUCGCCGCAAGAACUCUGUUCGGCGCGUGCUUCCCACGCUCUCUAACGUUUCCCAAACACCACUCGCCGUCGUCGACCUUCCACCCUACCCACCGCCGUUGUCGUCUUCUUCCUCCUCGUCUUUUGGUUAUUCCGUCCAGUAUACAUCUCUCUACUUCUGUCUCUAUAUCUCUCUUUCUUUCGGACUAUUGAUAGGGUUUUAGGUUGAUUUCAGUAAUUGUUAGUAAAAGCACUCGGUUUUAAUUCUUGUUCUUAGUAGUUAAUUGCUUCACUCAUGUAAUUUCUCUAUGAACGCGACAAUGAUUGAGAAAAACAAGAAGCAGAAGUGCACAAUCAGCGAGGAGGACGUUUCCAACCUCUUACAAAGGUAUACAGCAACAACCCUGCUGGCAUUGUUGCAAGAAGUGGCACAAUCCGUUGACGUGAAGUUGAAUUGGGAAGAGCUGGUGAAGAAGACUUCCACAGGGAUUUCUAAUGCUAGAGAGUACCAAAUGUUAUGGAGGCAUUUAGCCUAUCGCGAAGGAUUGCCUGAGAUUUUGGAAGAUGGGGCUGAGCCUUUGGAUGAUGAUAGUGACUUAGAAUGUGAAUUGGAACCUUCUCCUUCUGUAAGUAACGAAGCUUCAGCAGAGGCUGCAGCAUGUGUGAAAGUACUGAUUGCUUCUGGAUUACCGAGCAACUCAAGUCUUCCAAACAGCUCAAUGGUAGAGGCCCCAUUGACUAUAAAUAUACCUAAUGGCCAGACGUGUAGAGCUUCCUCAGAAAGUUCACGGCCUGCUUGCUCUAUGCAAGGGAAGAACAUUACUGUUCCGGUUUCUGUUCAAAAAAAUAUUACAUUAAAUGACUCAUUGGAUGUAAAUGGGGCUGGAUGUGGGAGCAAUCCUCGGAAGAGAAGAAAGAAAUGGUCAGAAGCAGAGGAUCAGGAACUUAUUGCUGCUGUGAACAAAUAUGGUCCUGGAAAUUGGGCAAACAUCUUACGAGAAGGAGACUUCAAAGGAGAUAGAACUUCUUCACAGCUAUCCCAGAGGUAUAAGAACCUUAUUAAGAGAGGAAAUCCCAAUUUGGAGGAAAAACCAACCAUCCCACAGCUUACUGAGGCUCAGCUGGCAACUCGUAGUGCAUUGUGCAUGGCCCUUGAUAGGCCAAAACAAAACUUAACAACUGCUUGUACAAGUAGCCCUGCUUGGAAGACCAAGCCCAGUACCUCUGUGCUUCCUACUGCUACUGCUGAAACUUCAGAUCAAGCCCAAAACCAGUCUAAACAAGGCUCCAUUGCGACAACAUCAUCUCCAGUCCAAUCAUUGGGUUCUAUUAUGAAAUCUCAAAUAACCUUGAAAAAACAAUCAGCAAAAUCUUUUACAACUUCAGGUUCUAUUCUAGAUGGGGCUCAUAUUGGUAACGCUCGGACUGCUGCAUCACCGUUUAAGGCUGCCAGAGUGAACAAUACUAUACAUGUCAUGUCCUCCAGUGGUUCACCAAUCAAGCCCCACAUGCCUGGUAGUGCCUCCUCUCAACAUGAGGUUCAUUCUAAUGCAGCUUCUGGUCGUACUGGCCUGUCAGCUGAACCAGUCUCCACCUCUCCCCAAGACGCAUUUGGCCUGCACAGUGGUUCAGUAAGAUCUUUACCAACUGUGGUUAAGAACAAUCCAUCUGCUUCUGCUUGUGCUUCAUUAUUAAAUAGGCCAUCUCAGCAGUGUAAUGCUGUUGCCUCUAGUCAAGCUGCUGAGUGCCAGUCAAAGCAAGACGUUGAGGCUCCCAAAGAGAUCAAAGGGCCUAACUCCAUCUUAGCAGAGAAAGUGCAACAAAAUGGAAAGUGCACAUUAACAAAUGAACCUUGUGAAGGAGUAAAAGGACAUAAAGCAAACCCAGAACCAGAGAUCAAAAAUCAAAUGGAUACUGCCGAGCAUCCUAAUGAGAAGUCAAAGGCUGAUAACAACCAAGUGGAUGUCACUGGUUGUCCUAAUGAGAAGAUGCCGGCUGGUAAUGACAAAGUGGAUGUCGCUGGUUGUGCGGCAGUCAAAGAAGGCAACACAAAAUCUGCACCAGAAGUGAGUUGUGAAAAUUCAAGCGGGGUUGAGAAACAAGCUGAAAGCAGCAAUAAACUAGAGGCUUCAAGCAAAUCGGAAGCCACUACAGCUUUGUAGCGGCAGAGGGAGAGCCUGUCGUUCAAAGUAAGAAUUACUGGUUACUGUUUUAGGUAUUUGUGUUGUAAAUCAACUUGGAGGUGUGGAAAGAAAAUGACAGUAUUUGU